AUGGCUCACAUACACGAACCGAGGCUUCAAAUACCAUCUGAACUCGCACCUUCAGAAGCCUCCAGUCGUUCCUCUCUCAACAGCUUCAACUCCGAUGGGGACGAGUCGCCUUUGACUUACAAGCGCUUCUCAAGCCUUGUCCAGCACUCGUUUGACGGGAUCUCUUUAUCUGAUCUGAUCAUCGUGAAACGCAGCGACUGGGAGGCGCUGAACCACGAACUCACCAAUGAGGGAGAGUUACAUGAGCAAGCUAGAAAGUCUAUCGAGAAGACUUACGAAGAAAUCAUGGCUACUUACAAAGUCUCUUUAUCCGAACGAUACAAAGAAGAUAUGGAAAAGAUGGCAAAGAGAAUAGCCGAGCUAGAGUCUAAAGUUGAACCACUCAAUAGUGCAGUGAACGAGCAAAACCUAAAAGAAAACGGGGAGACGAAGGUAGGUCAAGAAUUGGAGGAGAAAUUGGUGACCGCCCAGGAGAGGAUCAUGGAUUUGGAAACAAAGGUGGAUUGCCUAAAGUUGAUCCUUGCUGGAAGAAUCACGGACAGGGAAAGGGUUUCUACCAAUGGUGGUCAAUACCACGUUGAAGCCGAGGAAGAAACCUCUGAAACCAAGUUGAAGGCGGAACCUGCGGUGGAGAAAAAGCAACCCAAUAUGCAUUCGGUACCUUUAGGCCCACGAAUUAUUUUGAACCGUAACCAUUUUAAAAACGCUCAUGCGGUUAUUCCCACGAAUGGCAAUGCAAUGACUCGUCCUCCCGUAUCCCGAGCUCCUCCGGGGAUGGUUUCCAAGCCCUCUCCUCGAUACACUACGCCCCGCAUCACAACCGACCAUUUGGUCAGCGAUUCACGUAGCAAGCGGCGUGCAAUUUAUAUUGUCAAUCUCGGGCCCAAUUUCUCUCUUCCUGCACUUCUCUCCUGUAUAACCCAGGGCGCACUUGAACGCAUUAUACCGUAUCCUUACCGCGGAACUUGUCUACUCAUAUUCGUACACUCAGCUCAGGCACAUGCCUUUUUUUUGGCCGCAAACACUCCCUCCAAAAAGCACCCAUUUUCAGGAAAGUUUAAUGCCAGUGUUAACUGGGCGGAUCAAGCGAUAGCUCGAAUGGACUACUACGUUGCUAGUCGAAUCGCCGAGUGCGGUGCAACCCGUAUCGUCAAGUUUACUGGCUUAGAAGCAGCCGUAAUUGGCGAGGGAGGUAUUGGAAGCCCAGUGGACAAGGAGGGCGUUAUUGCUUGGUGGGGCGGCAAGAACAAUUAUUUAAUCGGUGUCACGAUCAAUGACGACUCAGACGGUCGAAGAUCUGCCGUAGUUGAGUGUGAGAGUGUUCGAGACGCGUGGUGGCGGGUUCAAGAAGUGACAUCAAAGGUCAAAAAUUGCUUGUUAAAGGUUGGAUGGGAGUGGGUGCCAGACUACUGUGCGUCAGGAGUAGUUGGUUUGGCUUGA
Molecule: messenger RNA, 1440 nt
Organism: Morchella importuna
Lineage: Eukaryota; Fungi; Ascomycota; Pezizomycetes; Pezizales; Morchellaceae
Exons: 2
Coding region: 1-1440 (479 amino acids)
Source: RefSeq, a predicted model, not a curated record